AUGAAUCAAUUCAACCAAGUCACCUUGCCUCUCGCUUUCGUUAACACACUCAUGACAGCAAUGCAGAACCACGCAGCUGGUGGCCACGUUCCUGAGGCUAGCUCGGCGCUGCCGCAGUCGAAUGGCGUCCCGAACUUGCUGCAUGGACUGCAGCGGCAGAGCAUAUCAGGAUCCGAGUCUCUCUUGUCGCAACUCGGGGGCCAGCAGUGGUCCCAUCCCGCCCUCCAAGCAAUGGCAGCAAUGCAACAACAAUCCGGGUCGCAGUCGAACGCGCCUGCUCCGCAGCUGUCUGUCGACGAAGUUCGAAUAGCUAACGCUGUCAUUGCGGCGAUGCAGUCGGCGAGCCAAGACCCGGCGGAACGGGACAAGUUCACUCCCGUUGUUUUCGUGCCGGACGACGAGCGACUCCUUGUGAAUACGCUUCGCAAAGCCAAGGCGGAAGGUCUAACACCGCUCCAAGGCUUCGCCAUGUUGGACAAAGUCAGUGGCCACACUACCGCUGCUUGGAAAGACUACUUCAUCAAACACAUCGACAAACUGGGGCCUAAACUCUAUCAACAGGCGUACGCGGCGCAUAUACAUACCCAUACGUCGCCAGUUCUCGCAUCGAGUAUCUCGCGAUCAACGUCUGCGUCUGAAGGCUCGCUCGCUGCGCCAUCCUUACCCCGUGGCGCUAUCAAGAGUGAAGCUUCUUCAUCACGCAAAAAAGGAGAAACGCUCAACGUCAAUCUACUGAACGGUGGUUCUGCAGGCUACCGCCCAAAGCGAGGGUCCCCCGUAGCUGAGUAUCACGAUGAAACGCUCAUCCCCCCCUUACCACCUCAUACGAAACCAAAGCCCCCGCGUCGGGACCCCAAAAACGACAACGGCAGGUUCACGAAAGAAGACAAGAUCUUCUUCAUACAGUACCUACACUACCGUCUCGACAGGGGACCAGUGCCGAGCAAGGAAGAACUGUAUGAUGAGCUUGCGGAGCAGACCCCGCACCGCACCGCAGCAUCAUGGAAGCGACAUUGGGACAAGGCGUGCAAGCUUCCGAACGAGAUUUACAUCGCGGCUCGAAAGCGUGUGCAGAGCUCACAGAGCUCACCCGUUGCGUCUUCAUCCAAGCGGAGCGACUCGCAAGCUGCGCACCCGAGUGGCGACGAGCCUGAGCCUGAGGAUGACUCUGGGUGCGAACCGGAGGAAGAAGAAGCAGAAGAAGAAGAAGAAGAAGAAGCGGAGCCUGGUGCUGGCGACCAUUCGGAAUACCGACCCACGCACAAGCGUACGGGCGCCGUGGCGGCGAAGACAAAACGUGGUAAGAAUCACGGCCCGAAACACAAGAUCACGGAGAAUGUCCUACGAAGGAUGGCGCGCUACAUGGUGGACAAGCGCGAAGGAUGGGAUGAGACUACGAACAACGCCCGCUGGGAGGAAUUCGCUAGCCGUCCUGAGAAUACGUACAGGACGCUAAACACUUGGGUUGGGAUCACUUACAGCCGUCAGAAGAAAAUCGAAGCGUACUUCCAAGAGUAUUUGGCAGAGCUGUCAGUCGCCGGAGAGGGUCCCUCUGAGUCUGCUCCUUGCGUAGCAAAUGGGAUUGCCAACGCAGGAUCGGGCGGCUCGCAGCCUGCAAUUAAAGAAGAGAAGAAAGAUGUUAACGGGUCAUUGAAGCGCGCUUUGGAAGGAGAGGAGGCCAAGUAUGGAGAGAGCGCACCUUCAAGUUUGAAGCGUCCCAAAGUCGAGGUCAUAUAUCUUUCGGACUGA
This is a messenger RNA of Dichomitus squalens LYAD-421 SS1, 1749 nucleotides long. RefSeq lists its product as uncharacterized. The record is from RefSeq and is a predicted model, not a curated record. Lineage: Eukaryota; Fungi; Basidiomycota; Agaricomycetes; Polyporales; Polyporaceae. The transcript is spliced from 7 exons. Bases 1 to 1749 code for a protein of 582 amino acids.